AGACUAGACAUUUCUCUAAAACAAGAUUUGAACAACAAACAUAACUAUGGCAGAGGGAUCGGAGGCUUCAGGCUCAGGACAAAAUAUAACUACAAAAAAUUACAAGAUCUUCAAUGAUUCUGUCCAUGGUCAUAUUAAAAUGCAUCCUCUCCUAGUAGAAAUCAUUGACACACCAGAGUUUCAGCGCCUGAGAAACAUCAAGCAGCUAGGAGGAGGCUAUUAUGUCUUUCCAGGAGCAUCUCACAACCGUUUUGAGCACUCCAUCGGCGUGGCUCAUCUGGCAGGGGAACUUGUGCGUAGUCUCAGAGGAAGUCUCAGGGGAACAGAAGAAAAGACUGCAGAAGAUUCAAACGAUGAACUAUGUGUUCAGAUUGCUGGAUUAUGUCAUGACCUGGGUCAUGGACCUUUCUCUCAUGUAUUUGAGAUUUUCAUGAAGGAGGCAAAAGUAGAGUGGAAGCAUGAAGAAGAAUCCGUCAAAAUGUUUGAACAUUUGAUCAAGAGGAAAACCAAAAAGGGCGAUAAAACAAUUGAGGAAAUCAUGAACGAUGACUAUAAUUUAGAUCAUAAUGACAUUAUGUUUAUUAAGUCACUCAUCAACACUGAUCAUGAUCUGCAAACCACCGACAGAAAAAGAGGACAGGAAAAGUCCUACUUGUAUGAGAUUGUGGCUAAUAAACACACAGGUAUUGAUGUGGACAAAAUGGAUUAUUUUGUCAGAGAUUGUCAUCAUCUGGGGAUGAAAAGCAACUUUUCCCAUGAGCGCUAUGUGAUGUUUGCACGUGUUUGCACCAAUGAGGAAAAUAGAAAGCAGAUUUGCAUGAGAGAUAAGGAGGCACUGAACAUGUACGAACUUUUUCAUGUUCGAUACUUGCUUCACCACAAUGCCUACCAACACAAGGUUAAAGUGGCAGUCGAAAUGAUGAUUGUUGAUGCACUUUUGGCGGCUGAAAAGGACUUCACGCUAGAAACUGAUGGUACAGAGGGAGGCAAGAAAAUCUCUGAGGCAGCAAACGAUCCAGAAAUAUUCCUGAAACUCACAGAUGAUAUUCUUCAAGAAAUAAAACUCAAGUCAGAACAUGCCAGGGUCAUCAUUGAGAAAAUUGAAAAACGUGAUCUUUACCACUGUGUUGGUAGCAAAAUCUUCCAGCCAGAUGAGCUAGAGAAUAUGAAUGAUUCAGAACAGCAAUUGAAACUGUUGAAAAUCUGGCUGAGAUGCCUCCGAAGGUCUUCAGAAGAACGCAAACUCCUUGCAGAAAACUUCAGAGUCAGAGCCAUUAAAAUUGAUUAUGGAAAGAAAGAGGAAAAUCCCAUUGAUUCUCUCAGAUUCUACAGUAAAGAUGAGAAUAAUAAAGCAGUAAAACUGUCUGCAAAUGAGCUGACGGGAGUCCGGCGAGGGCCACCAGGUGCACGGCUUUGGUGA
Clarias gariepinus (North African catfish) is the source of this 1420-nucleotide messenger RNA. Its product is annotated as deoxynucleoside triphosphate triphosphohydrolase SAMHD1-like. The record is from RefSeq and is a predicted model, not a curated record. The coding region runs from base 47 to 1420 and encodes 457 amino acids. Gene Ontology annotation, molecular function: dGTPase activity. NCBI's taxonomy places the organism in Eukaryota, Metazoa, Chordata, Actinopteri, Siluriformes, Clariidae. The transcript is spliced from 14 exons. Gene Ontology annotation, biological process: dGTP catabolic process. Gene Ontology annotation, cellular component: nucleus.